Messenger RNA from Capsicum annuum, 1060 nucleotides. RefSeq lists its product as uncharacterized. The record is from RefSeq and is a predicted model, not a curated record. Bases 204 to 641 code for a protein of 145 amino acids. Lineage: Eukaryota; Viridiplantae; Streptophyta; Magnoliopsida; Solanales; Solanaceae. The transcript has 3 exons.
GGACUAAGAAAUAGAGUUGAGCCCAGCCCAAACAGUAUACUUCCACUCACACCGCCAAACUUUGCUCUAAUAAAUUGACAGUAGCCCUUUUCCUCCGUUCGGUUAUCAGCUCUCCCCCAAACACGCGAUAUCCCACUUUCCUUAUCCGUAAUAUACUCAAAAUUAUUUAUUAAUAUAAACUGUAUUUUCAGUUAUCAUUUCUCAUGGCCCGCUCCAUCGCACAAGCCCUAAAACUGACCCGACCCGCUACCACGGUCGCCGCCUCAUCCACCGGCAAAAAUGCUCGUCUUCUAGUAGCUUCUAGAAGCGAGUCGACUCAGGCGGAGAGGAACGCCGGAUCUGAAGAGGAAGCGGAGGCGCUGGCGGUGCAGAGGAUUGAGGAUGCGAUUCAUCGGAUUAUAGUGAAGAGAUCGGCGCCUGAUUGGCUUCCUUUUUAUCCCGGUGCUUCUUAUUGGGUCCCACCUCGAAGGAGCUCCUAUGGUGUUGCGGAUCUUGUUCAGAAGUUAGCUAAUACGCUUAGUGAAGAGGAGAUUAUGUCGCUUGCUACUUUCCGGGGCUGGCCUUCCUCGAAUUUUUAUCUUGAUAAAGAGAAGGGUAGUAUGCCCAAAAAAGAAAAGCAGUCAGAGGACGAGGAAGCUUAACUACAAGCAUGAGCAUGAAUGGGAAAAGCAACUGCUUCUCCACCGCUGUUGUUAAGGUUUGCAAAUUUCUGUACAAUAGGGUAGCUGAACCAAGUAUCGAGGAAGCAUUUCCAAGCUGGAAUAUAUGUACAUACAAGUUUUCGGUCAUAUUCCUUUUAUACCAGGAGAGUAGUAUCUCGUCGAAUGUACAGUGUGGUUUGUUUUUGUUUUGCUCUAAUCCAAAUUUCUUGGUUUAAGGUCAUGGGUAUUUCUGAAUACAGGCUAAGCUCUUUGCUAUGCUUCCUUUUUUUAGGUCACGCCUUGACCUUGUUAGAAAGCGGAGUUGGAUAUGCCCUAAUUAAUGUAAUGUUACCAUAUCAUAUCAGCUUAUGUAAAUACUAGAAAUAAAUUAGUCAGAAAUAAAUUUUGCCUGUCUGUUA